CGGAAAUUCGAUAUUCUGCAUUGAUAGUGAUGAGUUUCGCCGAAAUCUGUAAUAGCACCCAAAUCCCAAAAGCCUUACUUUGGGAUGUUAAUCAAGUUGCUUCUUGGAUUGAGGACAUUGGAUAUUCUCAGUACAAGGAAUGUUUUACUGAAAAUCAGAUUGAUGGUCGCAGUCUGAUUAAUAUCCACUCUUCUACACUUCCUCAUUUAGGCGUGACUGAGUUUGCGGAUAUUAAGAAUAUAGCAUGUAAAGUUAGGGAAGUUUUGAAUCAAGAUGAAAACGAGUCGUCGCGCAAAUUGCACGUGCCUCCAAGAAAUAUAGUUGGGAUGUUUCUCGAAGCAAAAAGCUAUACUGGGAGCAAAUUAUCCGAACUCACAUUUCCCAGAUUUGUUUACAAUACUCGGAGUGCUAUUUGGCAGCCUUCACUAACAAAUAUGGGGAUGAUUUUUAAUUAUAAACAAUGAAUUCACCUCAGGUUUCUGUAGAGGUUAAAGAAAAAGUAAUUUCAGAUGAGUAAUCACGUUGAGUACUUCUACAACAACUAUUUUCAUGUGAUAUUUAUUUACCAGUAAAUAAUAAACUAUUGUUUUUAGCGGGUUGGUGAUCGAAUUGGUGAUUGUAGUAUUGUAGAAAUUUUCCCUAUUCACUUAAAAGUUGAGAAAAAAAUGAUUCAUUGC
This is a messenger RNA of Schistosoma margrebowiei, 677 nucleotides long. Lineage: Eukaryota; Metazoa; Platyhelminthes; Trematoda; Strigeidida; Schistosomatidae. The record is from the annotation of a GenBank genome assembly.